UCGAAGAGAGAGAGAGAGAGAGAGAGAGAGAGAGAGAGAGAGAGAGAGAUGUGUGGGAGAGGACGUUGUACUCUGAGAGCGGAUGAUAUCCCAAGGGCUUGUCACCGCAGCGUUCCCCCUACUACUGUUCUUCAUAUGGACCGGUAUAGGCCAUCGUAUAAUGUAUCGCCAGGAUUCAACGUGCCAGUAGUUCGUAGAGAAGAUGCAUCUGACAGUGAAGGCUAUGUUCUUCAUUGCAUGAAAUGGGGUUUAAUUCCCAGUUUUACUAAGAAAACAGAGAAACCUGAUCACUACAAGAUGUUUAAUGCUCGAUCUGAAUCCAUAGAUGAAAAGGCUUCAUUUCGUCGUCUGGUUCCAAAAUGCAGGUGCCUUGUAGCAGUGGAAGGAUUUUAUGAAUGGAAAAAAGAUGGUUCAAGGAAACAGCCUUACUAUAUUCACUUCAAAGAUGGACGACCACUUGUCUUUGCUGCACUUUAUGACUCAUGGAAAAAUUCUGAAGGUGAAAUACUAUACUCGUUUACUAUUGUUACGACCUCUUCCUCUUCAGCACUUCAUUGGCUUCAUGACAGGAUGCCUGUUAUUUUGGGUGACAAGGAUUCAACUGAUACCUGGCUAAGCAGUUCUGCUUCCAGUUUUAAAAGUGUGCUGAAGCCAUAUGAAGAAUCUGAUUUGGUGUGGUACCCAGUGACACCUGCUAUGGGCAAGCCAUCAUUUGAUGGACCUGAGUGCAUAAAGGAGAUUCAAGUAAAGGCAGAAGGGAACACUUCAAUCUCUAUGUUCUUCUCAAAAAAGGUAGCUGAAAAUGAAGACACAAAGCCAGAGAAGAAAAUAUCAUGUCAUGAAUUUGUCAAGACUGAACUUACAGAAGACCUGAGUAAAGAAGCUGCUAAAACUGAGGGAGAGAAUGACAUAAAAUCCAGUGGUUUUUCCAAUUCUCAAAAUGCUACUAAGGUCCCAAUCAAGCGUGAUUAUGAGGCUUUUUCAGCUGAUUCAAAGCCAGCUUUGGCUAAUAUUGAUCAGGUGAGGGCAAACCCUGUAAAGAAAAAGGAAAAAGCGAAGACUGCUGAUGAUAAACAACCAACCUUAUUUUCCUACUUUGGAAAAAGGUAACCAGUUUUUGUUUUCAUGAAGAUUGCCAUGUUCUGUAUUGAUAUAAAUUACGUGGAGGCAUUUUUUGUUUUGCUUUUGUAUGUCCAUAGGUCAAGUUUUAAUUUUAUAACACAUCCUAACAAUUGCAAUAUAUAGUCGUGUACGAACUCUAACCUGUGGUUCAUAUUCAAG
Molecule: messenger RNA, 1281 nt
Organism: Gastrolobium bilobum
Lineage: Eukaryota; Viridiplantae; Streptophyta; Magnoliopsida; Fabales; Fabaceae
Exons: 8
Coding region: 49-1110 (353 amino acids)
Biological process (GO): DNA damage response
Molecular function (GO): single-stranded DNA binding
Source: RefSeq, a predicted model, not a curated record